UCCCUUUCGGGUCACACGUACCACCACCCUUCUCAACUCAACAUGGAGAACUUAAGGGGACCCUGGUACGCUCACCAAAACCACUAAGCUGCAACUGCAGAAACGUCUGAUUCUCCUUCAAUUGUUUCAUGCCACAUCCGUUCAUGGCCAACCAGUGAGACCACGAACGGCGUGGCAAGUGGGUCCGGCGGCGCGUUGCACUCGCUUUCGUCACAAACAUUCAGCGCCGUCUCAGCUCUCACUCAACUCAACACCAUUUCUCAUUUUCACACCGCAAACUUCAAUCCUCAAAGAAACACUCAUUUUGAGGUUCGGGCUACCUUAUUUCACUCACCACCACCAUUAGCCAACUCACUUAAAAUAACUACAACAAUGGCGCCCCCCAUUGUGACGGCGACCAUCCAAGGCGCCGUCAUCUCCGCCAUCUCCAACAUCCUAGCUCAAGCCAUCACCGCUCAUCAAAACAACACACCCCUCAUAAUCGACUACAUCCCCGUCUUCCAAUACGCCCUCUUCGCCCUGCUCUCCACACCGCCCAACUUCCUCUGGCAGGACUUCCUCGAGUCCGCCUUCCCGGCCUACCACAUGGCGCCGACCAAGGAAGCCAUCACCGCGGCAUCCGCCGCCGACGACGCCAAGCUCGACACCGACGCCGCGCGCGGCCGCGUCAUCGAGCCGCGCCUCAGCAAGCGCAACACGGCGCUCAAGGCCCUGCUCGACCAGACCGUCGGCGCCGCCGCCAACACCGCCCUCUUCAGCCUCUUCAUGCACGCCGCGCGCCAGGCCAUGGCCCACCACUAUGCCGCGCGCGCCGCGGGGGAUGGAGAUGUGCGGGCCGGGGGGUUGGCGUUUCUGCUGGGGGGUGCUGGGGCGGAGGCGAUGCGGUAUCAGGAUGUCGCGUGGGCGAGCGUGUGGGCGCUGACGCGCGCCGAGUUUUGGGGGUUGAUCCAGGCCGGGUGGCGGUUCUGGCCCGCGGUGAGCUUGGUGAAUUAUGUGUUUUUGACGACGGUUGAGGCGCGGAGUCUAGUGGGUGCGUUGGCUGGGUUGGGGUGGGGGAUUUAUCUGAGUCUGAUCACUGCGCAGUAGGAGUGAGAGGGGCGUGUGUCGGAGGCGUGUGUCGGAGGCGUGUGUCUUGGGUAGGCGAGAAAUAGGAGCCCCUUGGCCGGGAUCAUUUGAUAUCGCAUUGAAUUUAGGAGAAGUGAGAUGACAAGUUUUAUGUGGAAGUGUUGUAGAUUGGUCGUGUAUGCGACUUGGGUGCGCUGAGUUACCCCCGACAUCAAGAUGGUGAGUUAGACAGAUAUCUACAACAACUACAGAUUACUGGUUAUUGACUGGAAAAAUAACCACAUCACUGUUUUCAC
Molecule: messenger RNA, 1361 nt
Organism: Chaetomium fimeti
Lineage: Eukaryota; Fungi; Ascomycota; Sordariomycetes; Sordariales; Chaetomiaceae
Exons: 2
Coding region: 373-1086 (237 amino acids)
Cellular component (GO): membrane; cytoplasm
Source: RefSeq, a predicted model, not a curated record